Oreochromis niloticus (Nile tilapia) is the source of this 9657-nucleotide messenger RNA. RefSeq names its product clock circadian regulator a (gene clocka). Gene Ontology annotation, biological process: circadian regulation of gene expression; regulation of transcription by RNA polymerase II. Bases 571 to 3186 code for a protein of 871 amino acids. Gene Ontology annotation, molecular function: E-box binding; DNA-binding transcription factor activity, RNA polymerase II-specific; protein dimerization activity. The transcript is spliced from 23 exons. Gene Ontology annotation, cellular component: nucleus; CLOCK-BMAL transcription complex; cytoplasm. The record is from RefSeq and is a predicted model, not a curated record. NCBI's taxonomy places the organism in Eukaryota, Metazoa, Chordata, Actinopteri, Cichliformes, Cichlidae.
GGUAAAUCUGGAUUUGGAUCAGGCUUCUCUAACCAGGUGUAAUUUGUGUGUAAAGAGUGGAUCUGUAGGGAGGUAGGACCUCUUGGCUCCGGUUCCAGCUCCAGUGAGUCUGCCUGAGCGCUGCGCAGUCAACCGUCUGCAGCGCCACUGGCUGCAGGGAUAUCCCGAUGAAAGAGGAGACUACUCGGGGUGAAUUCGGACAAGUUUUAACUACAAGUUUUAACUAUAUUGCAGUGGAGGAGCUAAUUAAGCACCACUCAAAGACAAAAGACUCAGAUGUUGCUGCCAUGUGCCAGACUUACACCCUAAGCAGACGAAAGACGCAGCACCCUGAGGAACUUUUAGCUAUUUUCUGCCCCCUGGUAAGAGAGACUUUGAGAGAAUAUCCUCCAAGACUCAUAAAAGCACACCCCUAUCGCAGAGUGUCCACCUGUACUCUACCUUCACCCAGCAGGACCUUCCUCAUCCUCUCACAGAACUGGCUGUACUGUCAGUAAGGUUUAUUCACAAAUGUCUACCUCACGAUUAAAAGACCCCUCACCGACACUGCGACCCUGAACAGGAUACAAAAUGACCUCGAGCAUUGACCAGGAUGACAGUAGUAUUUUUGAUGGGUUAAUGGAAGAAGAUGAAAAGGACAAAGCAAAACGCGUGUCCCGUAACAAGUCUGAGAAGAAGCGCAGAGACCAGUUCAAUGUCCUUAUCAAGGAGUUGGGUACAAUGCUGCCGGGCAACACCCGGAAGAUGGACAAGUCCACUAUUUUGCAGAAAAGUAUCGACUUUCUGCACAAACACAAAGAAAUCGCAGCUCAGUCAGAGUCAACUGAGAUCAGACAAGACUGGAAACCUCCUUUUCUUAGUAAUGAAGAGUUCACUCAGCUGAUGUUGGAGGCGUUAGAUGGAUUUUUCCUUGCAAUUAUGGCUGAUGGGAAUAUAAUCUAUGUCUCUGAGAGUGUGACUUCCCUACUAGAACAUUUACCUUCUGAUCUUGUUGAUCAGAACUUGUUAAAUUUCUUGCCUGUGGGGGAGCAUUCAGAGGUGUACAAGGCUCUGUCCUCUCAUGUCAUGGAAGGAGAAACAUUGACACCUGAGUAUCUUAAAACUAAAAAUCAGCUAGAGUUCUGUUGCCACAUGCUCCGAGGGACAAUCGACCCCAAAGAGCCCCCCGUGUAUGAAUAUGUAAAGUUUAUUGGAAACUUCAAGUCCCUGAAUAAUGUGCCUAACUGUACCCGAAAUGGUUUCGAUGGAGUGAUCCAGCGAUCACUUCACUCUGCCUUUGAAGACAGAGUGUGUCUCAUAGCCACUGUGAGGCUAGCCAAACCACAGUUUAUCAAGGAGAUGUGCACAGUAGAAGAGCCUAAUGAGGAAUUUACCUCCAGACAUAGUUUAGAGUGGAAAUUUCUCUUCCUGGACCACAGAGCUCCGCCCAUCAUAGGUUACCUCCCAUUUGAGGUCCUGGGUACAUCAGGAUAUGACUACUAUCAUGUAGAUGACCUUGAGACACUAGCCAAGUGUCACGAACACUUAAUGCAAUAUGGGAAAGGAAAGUCCUGCUACUACAGAUUCCUCACCAAAGGGCAGCAAUGGAUUUGGCUUCAGACUCAUUACUACAUUACUUAUCACCAGUGGAACUCCAGGCCAGAGUUUAUUGUCUGCACACACACGGUCGUAAGUUAUGCUGAAGUAAGAGCAGAACAGCGCAGAGAGCUGGGAAUUGAAGAAUCACCACCUCAAAUCACUGCUGAGAAGCAAUCCCAGGAUUCAGGCUCGGAGUCCCAGCUCAACACUUUUAGCUUGAAAGAAGCCUUAGAGCGAUUUGACCACAGUCGGACCCCAUCGGCCUCGUCUCGCAGCUCGCGUAAAUCCUCCCACACGGCUGUGUCUGACCCAGCCUCAUCACAAAUGAAGCUUCAGGGAGAUAGGAGUACACCAGGUCGCCAGUCGGUCUCUGCCGUGGAGAUGACAUCACAACGGAGAUCAUCUAUCAGCAGUCAGCAGUCGAUGAGUUCCCAAAAUACAGGACAGAACGUGGCGUCAUCCAUGGUUUCACAACAACAGCCGCAGCAGCCACAACAGCAGCAGCAGCAACAGCAACAGCAACAACAACAGCAACAGCAGCAGCAACAAGUUCAGACCAACAAUCAAUCAAUGGUGCAGUUCUCCAACCAGUUAGAAGCCAUGCAGCACCUGAAAGAGCAGCUGGAGCAGAGGACCAGGAUGAUCGAGGCCAACAUUCAGCGGCAGCAGGAUGAGCUGCGGCAGAUCCAGGACGAGCUACAGAGGGUGCAGGGACAGAGUCUGCAGAUGUUCCUGCAGAAAGGGGCUGGAGGACUAAAUGUGAGCUCUGCACAGAUGGCCCAGGGGAAUGGUGGGCAGCAGGGGGGUACACUCAGCAUGCAGGGCCAGGUGGUUUCCGCAGGGUCUCUGCAAAACAGCAUACAGCAACAACAUGCUGUCCAGCCCCCAUCCCAGCAGCAAACACUCCUACGGGAACAGAGCACAGCACUCUCGCAGCCUCAGAGGUCGUCGCACACGCUGCAGCCUCAACAGAAUCCACUGCCUGCAUCUCUCUACAACACGAUGAUGAUCCCUCAGCAAAGUCCUGCUAAUGUGGUUCAGAUUGCCACAAGCCUGGCACAGAAUACUGGACCCAACACUCCUGCCGUGGCAACAUUUGCACAGGACCGUUCGGCUCAGAUUAGGUUUCCUGCAGGCCCCCAGCUGCUCACCAAGCUGGUGACAGGGCAGAUGACAUGUGGGGCAGUCAUGGUCCCCACAACCAUGUUUAUGGGUCAAGUGGUGACGGCCUUUGCACCCCAGCAGGGCCAGACGCAGACAAUUAGCAUUUCUCAACAGGCGCCGCAGCAGCAACAGCAGCAACAGCAGGAGCAACAGAUUCAGCCACAGUCUCAGGUCACAACCAUGCAGCAAGGGCAGGCUCCACUGACCCAGCAGCAAACGCAGUUCCUACAGGCUCCUCGACUCCUUCAUGGAAACCAGUCCACCCAGCUGAUCCUGCAGGCAGCAUUCCCUUUGCAGCAGCAGGGUACCUUCACUGCACCAGCCCAACAGCAGCAGCAACCGCAUCAAACACAGCAGAAGCAGUUACAACAGAAGCAGCAACAGCAGCUGGCUCCUCACAGAGCAGAUAGUUUGUCUGACCGCUCAGCGACACAGCCGCAGUAACUAGCCGAAGCCUAUCAGAAGUGCAGUUAGCCAAACUCAGGUGUGGUUGAUGGGAGUGUGAAGUGCAGUUCUGCUGAAAGUGCACCGCUGAAACCUCAGAGGAUGAGAAGUGGGCCCUCUGUUGCUCUGCUUCUCUCACACGAAUCUUGUGCUGUUUGCACUUCACUCCUGAGCCCAGAGUACAGCAGAGAGCCCGGGACGGGGCUCUCUGUGGCAGCAGGUUUGGCUGUGGAAUGAAGCCUUCCCUCCAAGAAAACAGGGCCAUAAAAGGCCUGCAAAAGACUCCCCCUUACGCCUCCCCUUGUGUCGUGUGUGUCUGUGUUUGGGUGUGGGUGUGUGUGUGUGUGUGUGUGUGUGCAGGCGCGCAUGUGUGCUCUAGUCACCCUCACAGGAUUAUUUCAGAGUUCUCCCGUCAGUGCAGUGGAGAUCUUCACUUCGAGGACGUCCUACAAAACAACCAAUUGUUUGUUUUGUAUGUUUUUCUUGUAAAACUAAUUAUGGGUGAGAAAAUAUUUUUAAGAAUGUGGUGUAGAUUGAACUUUGACUGUACAGAAUAUCAUGUGUAAUAUAUACUGUAAAUAUACUGAAGAAUAACUAAUAUUUUAUAUGAUGCAUGAAAUGAAAUGCAUAGUCUGUUAUUUGCAGCUUUGAAUAUGCUUUUUUUCUAAUACUCAGAAAAAAAGACCUGAAAAUGCUUAGUGGCUGAUAUUUUCACAGACUUCCUUUCUCCUAGGGGAUGUUUGUUUGUGUGUCUGCAUCAGACAGUGCCGAUGCUGUUUGUUGUGUCACAGUUUGUUUAAUCCUUGACCCCUAUUUUCACACAACUUCAGAAAAUUAUCGACAGAAUGAUAGAAAAAUACUUUAGUUUUUUUAAAGAUGUGCUCAAGCACUAAAGACUUGAAAUCAAGAUAUGAGAUUUGAUGAAUAGAAUGGAGGCAACAUUAAGCUAAACGUAUGCAACAGUAAGAUCUGCUAACAUUAUCCUUCAUAUCACCAUUUCUUAAUUUUUAGAACUUUUGUUGAGAUCCCUCCAUUUCACAGCCAUCCAUAUCGCCUGUGUUGGCACCCAAGGAUGCUUUAUUUCACCUGUAAACAUUUAUACUUUUAGAUGUAUGUAAAUAUAAAAUACUGACCCGUUAAAUAUGUUAGUGAGAGACAUGAUCUAGUUUUAAGCCAUCUAACUGUUUUAGCUGGGCACGCAGAACAAAAAGCAUCCACCCUCUAGAACUUUCUGGGAGACACCAGUCUUCCUGUCAGCCCGAUACAAAGAUCCCAUCCUAUUCCAUCAUACCCUUCUCUGAGCUCUGUGGAUUAUCGGGAGAAGCCAUUUGCUCUGCGGAGAACUACUUUAGAGUCCUUAAAUAUGCAAAUAAAAUUUGUAGCUGUGCUGAGUGGUCUGAGAUUAUCUUGUGAGAACUGCAGUAACUUUGUUUUGGCCCCUUGAUGGCAGUGACAUGGAUAUAUUAUGGCUUUUUACAUUCAGAAAACAAACAUAUGAGUUACAUUUAGGAUUUCAUUUGGAAUCUCUCUUCUGCAGACGAGGUGCCGAGCCAGUUCUACCUUUGUGCCUUUUGAGAACCAGCACACAUUUUGGCAGAUUUAAGAAUCGAAUAUCAUGAAGUGUUACCGGCAGAAGUAGGUGUUGUUUCUGUGGGAGGAAAACUGAGGCUGUAUCUGACAGUGUCUUGGUGUAGACACUGAUGUCAGUUGUUCCAACUUUGGGUCCCAUUUUAUGGUGCCUUUUUUUUUUUUUUUUUUACAGUGGAAAAACAUGUUAACCCAGCUCUAGAUCGUGCACUGGCACCAUAUUAGUGUAUUUGUCUUGCCUGUACACCAAACUUGAUGGUAUUCAGCAGCUGGAUGCUAACAUCGUCUGCUGACUGAUGCUAUGCAAGUAAUAUUGCAGGUAAUAUUUAUUUUUCUAAACUGCAGUUAUGCAUCGUAGAACAUUCAGAGUGAGGACAGUAAUACUCUUUAGGUUCAGAACUGUAAGCACUUAAAUAUAAGCACUCAUGUGAGCAACUGUCAUUGUAAUAACACUGACUAAAGCUGCCUGAAGUUUAAAAAAAAAAAAAAAAAAUUUUUCAGGACACACUUAUAUAAUAUUGGCCAAAUCCAGCAGUACCCUGGGGAAGACGUUUUAAUUACCCAUUAAAUAUUUGCCAAAAGCUAAAAAGAACCUUGGAGUUCUUCAGUCACAAUGGAAAGUUGGGGUAAGCCAGACUUUUAGUACGCUCACCAUAAUUUUUAUCACCGAGCUAAAGAUGGCAUUGAGGGGAUCAGUGUUACUGUAGACGGAGACCAUCACCAGGAUCCCCAGCAGACUCAACCCUACGUGUUCUGGCUUAGUAGGCUUGCCUUGCAGCCUCCUCACCAUCUGAUCUAAUGCACUGCCAGAUGGUAUGAAGCUGACAGUCCAACCUCCUCUUCAUCUGUGUGAAAUGAUGGGCUGAGCUCAACACAUGGCCACAAAGUCAGCCUUUGACAUCUGCUCCAAGAUAUCUUGUAAAACCAUGCACUCAUAUCUCCCCAAUAUUAGAGUGUAGUGUUCACAAAGGGGAAACCCUACCCAAUAGCAUAAGUUUAUUUAGAAAGUCAGUUUUGUUCUAGGACACCUUAAAUCCAGCCAUUUUCAGAAGACCGAGUCAGUUGCAUAGUUUUGUUCCACUGUUCCCAGUUUGUGCAGUAGAGCAUUGAAAAGCCAAGCAAGCACUGAGUGUCAAUGAAAAGCCCCUCUACUCUUAUUUGCCGUUUAUUGCUUAUGGAUAGAGGAGCCUAUCAUGAUUUGGCACAAGCAGCAGCUUUUCUUAAAGGUUGAUGCUGCUCAGGUUGGAUUAGGCAGGGAGGAAAAUCAACUGUCACAUGCAACAGCUACAGUUUCUACCACGAUAAUACCAUCUGGGCACUUAUGAUGCUUCAGUCUAACUCCAGCUGUUAAUGUCUGAAAGUUCAUUAUUCAAAACUUCAAAUACAUUUGACCUUUUUUCUUUAAAUUAUUUCUGUGAUUUAUCGUUUAUCAUUGGCCACAUGUAACUACCAUUUUCUUUAACCUUCAUACUGCAGAUAAGGCAGCUACUGUAUGGGACCAGAUGAAGAAUAUAGAUUUGUACAUUUGUCUUGACUUGGAGAAACAAUGCUUCAAAGUAUCUUCCUAAUCUCUCAAAUCACCCUUUUUUAAAAACUUAAAAUGAUAACGAACAAUAAUUUUACAAGAUUUAUCUCUAUCUGAUUUGUAAGUUCCCUAAAUAACUGUCAAGUACAGAAUAGAGUGAAAGCGAACAUACAGAAUGCACCUUUAUGAUCCCAGAUCCCACAAAUGAUGACAGAACCAUUCUGAGUUAAUUAUUCAAUCUGUUUCUUCAGGACACACACAUAUAUAUAUAUAUGAUAAAAUGCAAAUCCGGGACAUUAAACUAUUGGACAUUUUUGCUUGCUAUCUCACCAGCCUCCUGUCAGUGCAAAAAAACAAACAAACAAAAAAGCGUGCAUAAACUGACUCCUUUUUAAAAAAAAAUAAAAAAAAUCCACAAAUUACAUUUUCAUUGAAUCUCUAAUACCUGCUUGCUCCACUGUGAUGAUUGUGUGCUGCAUAAAUUAGAUUAUAAAUGGACCUCGUAGUCCUAAUUUUCCACAUGGCAUUUCUCUCCCUCGUCCUUUAAAAUCAGUGAUCAUACUACAACAGAUCAGUGUUUAGGUAAGACAACCAUUAUCUCCUGUUACGAAUUUCUGUAGAGUGGACCUCUUUGGGUCCCAUUUUAUGCUGCAUGCAAGCAGCACGUGCCUACAAGAAUGUAUUCAGUGUCAUUAACGUGGGGACUUCUUUUUGCAUGAGGAGGCCUAUGCCUGUGGGAGACCUUGCACAUUGUAAGAUAGGAAAUACAGUAAAUAAGAGAACUUAAUUAUUUUUCUAUGUCUGGUAUAAACUUUAUGGAACUAUCAUAUAUAUAUAAGAAGUCAAAUAAUAUAACUUUUAAUGUGAAAAAAAGUUUCGAAUAGAGGUUCGAUAAACAUUUGAAGGAUUUAAACUAACUGUGACAUACACACAAAGACCCCAGAAAGUGCUGGUUAAGACUUGGAAUCAAAUUAAAAGGUUAUAUAUAUAUAUUUUUUGUUCUUUUCACUCUUUAUUCAGUGUUUAUACUGAGUCUUUCCCUGCCAAUCAAGCAAUAGUGAUUUAAAGAAAACCCACAAUGUCCAAUUUUGUUAUAUAUAUAUUUAAAAAAGGGCAACUUUAGCUUUUAAAGUUAUCUGUGGGUCACUGGCAAGUCUCAAAAACAAGUGGGGGAAAUGUUGUCCGGGGAAACUUGAGGAUGCAAACCCUACAUGAAAGGACACAGUGAAUUAUGUUCAGUGUUGUGUAGUUCUGAUGUACACACUAGAAACUCGGUGUUCUCUCUCUCUGCUUUCAGUUCAUAUUUUUGUGGCUUUUUUUUUUUUGUUUGGCUCAAGAAAUUUACUGCUGCAGUGCGCUCGACAGCAAAAACAACAUUCUUUCAAUCUUUCAUGGCUACAUCCCACACAAUGUGGUCACACCCUGAUUAAUGACGGGAGCAGGACUUUUGAACUCCUGUUAUGAUGUCAGUAGUUCAGGUUUGACCAGAAGAUCCAACUUCUGAUUUAACUUUGGUAACACAUCUGAGUAUGAAUUGAAAUCUUUGGUUACAUUUUAGAUAAAAAGACACCCUUUGUAAAGAGUUUUAAGUCAUGUCUUUUUGAGUUGUUAAUAAACCUCUCUCACUACAUUAUAGGCAAGUCUGAUCAUGUGGUUCUAGAAAACGUGCAGAUAUAAAUUAAUAUAUUUAAUCAUUGUUAUGUGAAGCUUAAAAACACAUAUGCAUGGAUUAUUCACUUCAAGCUGAAUAUUUGAGUUACAUAUUGGCAAAACUAAUAUCUAACUCUAAAACAAUCAACUCAAUUCAGAGCAAUUAAUCUCUUGAUGAUCAAUAAAUGCAUCUAUUACAACUUUAUAACCACAGAAUAGAACCUAUUCCAGUUUUCUUUCUAAUAAGCUUUAAGAGUUUGUAGUGAAUGUUAAGGCCUAGAGUUUGUUCUUCUAUGAAGCACAACUGGGAAUGUUGCACUAAGCAUCCACUACUGACACCUGCUGUUUGUUUUUAGGUUAAACACCUCAGCUCAACUUUACUCACUGAUUAUAGCCAACAUUUAGAAAUUGUACACAGUAGCAUUUUAUUGCACUCCAGUGUUAUAAGGACACUUAAAGAGGACCUAGUGUGCUGAUUUCCAUCUUCAUUGUUUUUUUGUAAAUUCUUUAACUCUAUUACUGUAGCUUUGCAUGACUCAAAGAUUUCAUACUGGAUCUUGGUGGAACCCCUCAGUACAUCCACUGUCUGAAAUCACUCAUUGUAGUGCUCAUCCCUCUGCUUUUCUGAUUUGCUUCCCUUAGCAAACAAAGUUUGAACAGCCUGAGAUAUGAUGUGUUAAGAAUGAUUAAUACUUAUUCUCACUGACGACAUAAAGGCAUGAAAACUUGUUUCAACCACUGAAUUUUAUUUUUUUUUUUGCCAUCCAUAAAUCAUUAAGUUGGUAUAUGUACAUUUAUUUAAAACAGACAAUGGAUAUUAAUUAACAUGAGCACUAAAAUUAAUCUUGUAAAUAGCCAGAUGGACUAAUUUUGAUCUGUAGUCCCUGCCAAGUUGAUGGCAUAUUGAAUGAAUCAACAAAACCAAACCCUAAAGUUGGCUCAUGGCUGUCAUCUCCCCCCCCAUGCAGUGUCUGAAAUAAGCUUCCAUAUACAGAGCGAAGUGGGGAAAAAAUACUCUAAAAUUAGUCACUGUAUCAGUACAUAGAUGACAGUAACGUGAUGAAAAGUGUAAUAGGUACCCUUUAAGGUGACUUGCAUUAAUUUCUUGAGCCAAACUAUUCAUGGCCCUCAAUGUAACCCUUAUGAGGCAAAUAUGUCAAUCGUUUGCUCCCCUCGAAUUCAAAAAUAAAUCUGUGUGAAUCAUCUCUGGUGCUGCUUCUAUAAUUUACUCUGUGUUCCUCCUCACCACUCAACUCAAACACGGCACUAAAUGUUGUUUUAGAAAUCAGACAACACAUUAAACUUUUUUUAUUGAUCAUUUUUUAAAGAUUUACAGGCAUUUCAAAGAACCUGUAUGACAAACAGAAGUAGUUCACAGCCUGUCAAAUAUUGACAACACAGCUUUAGCCUGUUCACUUAAAAAAAUAUUUCCAUUGCUUGUACAGUAAUCUCAUCCACCCUUUGUCAAUACAUAUGCCUAGAAAGGAAAAAGAAAAGGAAGCUAAAUAAAUACAUAACGUUUAAAAUAAAGGGUGAAAUUUAGGUCUAAAUUAAGUUAGGUCAAGCGGUCACGGCAGAUCCAACACAGCUAUGAGAAGUGGCUUCUACUGCAAGUCUUGUGUAGGAUAAAUAAUUUUUGUACCUGAUGUAGUCCUCUUUACAAUCUGUCAGUAAUUGUGAGGUUCAUGCUGGAAAUGGCUUUAAUCGCA